Messenger RNA from Schistosoma rodhaini, 2565 nucleotides. Lineage: Eukaryota; Metazoa; Platyhelminthes; Trematoda; Strigeidida; Schistosomatidae. The record is from the annotation of a GenBank genome assembly.
CAACUAGUGAAUAUUUCAUCUAUGGUUUAUAGGAUGAUUACCAAACAGAUUUCCUUAAACUGAUGUGCAGUAUAGGAUUAAGAAAAGCGUCUUUACACUAAUUCAAUUUAAUUCUAAAACAAAACCUGAUUAAUUUGAUGUGCAAAUAAAUCAUUGUAAUAUUUAGACACUACCGCUUUAAAAAAAAGUGAUACACAUACAACACAUCAAUGCGUAGUUACGGCCUUGUGUAGCACAAAACAUGUCCGUAUAUCACUCUAUGACAAGGUUAAUAUUAUUAUUAACGAAUGUUCUAACGCAAUUUGUAGGUCAAUAAUAAUUGAUCGAUAAGAAGACGACCAUGUUUUUUUGAAUUGGAAUCAAUUAUUCAAAAUACAUUUUAAAGAUUUCAACGCGUUGAAUUCUCGUUUACUGAUUUUAGGAUUACUUGUGUACAUUCCACUGUAAUAACUAUUUGUACAUUCCUAUCAAAUCUGUGAUUAGACCACUAGCUGUUGGUACACAAUAUUCAUCUAUUUAUUUAUUUAGUGAAAAAAGUUAUAUUUAUCAUAACAAGCAUUCAACUUUGAAAGCUUAUUUUGUUUUGCGUACACAUGUUCGUCAGACCGCCUACAGUUCGAACAACCAGAAAUCCUCGUAGAAGACCCCCACAUAUAUUCAAUUUGGGCGAAGCAAAUCGUCCACUGUUACGACAAGUGAUCAGAAGUCGUCGAUCAAAUCCAGUCCGUGAAGCAUAUGUUUUAGAAGUUAGAGAAGGUCCUGUGGUUAACAGCAACGCAAAUGCAGCUACUGCAAGUAUGAUACCCCAGCCAUGGGUUACUGUGCGCGACUAUUAUAAGGGAAAUGACUUUGUUAGUCUUCCUGUUUCUAUUUGUAACACACUGCUGAAGCACCUUAUGACAUGUGCUUUAGUUGAUCAUGAACACCAAGUAGAAAGCUCUGAAGAUAGUGAAAUUGAGUGUACUUUUUCACCUUCCCCCAAAGUUGGAGAAGAGGCAAGUUUAACUGAAACGUCCGGUGAAACAGUAUCACAGGUUGAAGGGGGAGCCUCUGAAGGUACAAAAGUUACCAAGAAAGUGUCUUCAGGAGUCAAACCCCACACCUUCCAGCUUAGUUUAUUAAAACCUAUAAGAAUAGUGUGUGAAGCAACAGGAUGUACACUGGAGGUUACGGCACGUAAUCCGUUGCCGAAACACACAUCUGCUAAUUCAGAAGAACCAACACAAACAGUCCAAGCUGAUCCUGACAAGCGAUGGCUUAUUUCGGCUCCACUAGAAGUUCGAAAAACUAAUUCUUCAAGUGGUGAGCAAACCUUGGAUAGCAGUGGUAUUGGUAGUACCACUAAUGGAAGUGGUCGACGUCAGUUCUCCUGGGAAACGCGUGGCACAUUGGAACUACAUGCGAGCCUGAUGCCUCAGCUAUUAACAUUUCUUGCCGAUGUUGUGACACGUUAUCGAGCAAUUGAUUUAAUUCCAAAAGUUCAAUCACUAUACAGUAUAUCGGGUGAAAGAAGGUUUUUGUUUAAUCUAAAAGAUACUCGAUGGGGAAAACGAAUUCACAUUUCUCAAGUUACAGACCUACAUCGUAAUGUUAUCGGCAUUCCGUUAGAGGAUUUGGUUAGUUUUCGCUCAAGGUUAGAUACGGUGAUAAAAAGUUUAGGAUUGGAAGAUCAAUAUGCCAUACGCUCAUCUAUCCAUAGAAACACUGAAAAUAGAUCAACACAUAAGGAACAACGUACACGAGUUUCAUCUCAGGAUGUUUCCAAUGUGUCAGGCGGAGUGAAUGGCACAGAAAUAGACGUGAAGAACAAUCUAAUUGAUACUAGCAAUACAAAAAAUCGUACUCGUCCUUUACGUACAGAGAUAUCUUCACUUAAUAAUAAGGAAAGCAAAAAUGUAGGGAUAUAUGAUGGUGAAUCUGGACAACGUCGUAAUCAUGGUAGCAGGUUUGGAAGACGUAGUAAUUGGACGAAUGGAGGACGUGGACAUCCAGUGAAACGAAAAGAUAAGAAUCAAUUAUCUUCUAAUCGAGAUUUAAAAACAUCUGAUGAAACUAAACACAAUGAAGUAAACAUAAAUUCUAACAUACAGAAUUCACUCGAACCUGCUGUUGAAUCUACUCGAAUAACACCUACAGCUGAAGCCAGUGCCUAAGUACAAUGUUUUGGCCAUAUAGUUAUAAUGACUAUUCUGGAUAUGUUUAAACUUAUCAGACUAUAUGCUAUUUGUUUUCUCUGUGCAUUAGACAAUUCGGUAAUUAUUGUUUUACGUUUGUAUUAUCGCAAAAAACAGAUGAAUUCAAUUAUUUGUUUUUAAACUUUGAAGUAUUUCAAGUUGUAUAAUUAAACCUCUGAACGAAUGUUGUUUUUUUUCCAUUUUUUAAAGUUAAGCUCAUAUAUUGAGAGUUAAUAAAGCCAAUCAAAUUGUUCAUUCAUUAGAAAAAAUGCCAUUUACAUAUAUUCUCCACAUGUUUCAUAAAUUUGCCUGUUUUUGACAGAAAAGAAAAGAAACAUAUAUCUAUUCUCAUAGUUGAAAUCAUAAAUCAAUUGAAGCUAGACCACCAUGG